CUGCUGCCGCGCCGUGGAGCGGGGCCGGUCGGCCUGGCUGGCGGUCGGGAGGAAAAGGGCGAUCCGCCACACCGCUCUUCUGCACGGGGAGAGUUCUUUGCUCGCUGUCGGAGCGCAGCGAGGCAGAAUGAGAUCAGAACAGAGGGGAGGGGUGGCGUCGGGCUGUUCGCGGUGAGGAAGGUCGCAAAAGCCCUUCGGAUGGGCGUCUGGGCGUCUGCGCUCCGAGCGCUUCGCGUGGAAGAGCGGUGAAAUUAAAGAAGCAUUUUCUUUUCUUGCGAGCAAUGACAGCUGCUCCCGAAAAAGAGGAGGCGCUAUAUUGCAGUUUCCACUUCUGGAAUCAUUUGAAGCAGUGGAUUUUAGAGGCACUGGCGGUUGAAUGAGAGAAAAAUUAGGUGUCAGAGCGUGAGGUGAAUGUUUCCAGAUUGGGCAUUGAUGAAUAAUAUGAGUUUAGGCUUCUGAAUUUUAGCUAGCGAGGUUUGAAAAUGUUUGCUGAGUUUGCUUAUGCCACUGAUCUGCAGCUGAAGGCAAGCCGUUCUCGUUUUGCAAGUUGAUGGUGAAGUUGUGUUUGUAAGUUGUGCGAAAGUCAAAUUGAAGAUCUGUUGGAGGGGACAAAUGUGGGACUUUGGCCCUCCGGAGGAGCCGGGCUGCCUCUGACUGACCAGGGACAACUGCAAGAUGCGAAAAUGUGCUGAUGACUCAUCUGCCUGCAAGCUCAGGUUUAUCGAGAUUCCUCUUCCAGAGGUCAAUAAGGACUUGAUGACAUGAAUCUGGAAAUUUCCAGGAUGGCACACUCUCUGAAUGAAUGGCUAUGGCAGCACGAGUUCUGGCUCCCCCCAGGAAUUACAUGGGAGGACAUGAAGGAGUCUGAAGACAUCCACUACCCUAAGCCUCGUGAUCUCCUGCUCAGCAUCCCUUUUGCCUUAAUCCUGGUUGUCAUUCGAUGUGUCUUUGAAAGAGCCAUAGCCCUGCCUCUCAGUGCCAAACUUGGUGUGAAGGACAAGUUGAGACCUAAAGCUCAGCCCAUCUCCAUUCUGGAAACAUUCUACACUGUGAAUUGUAGGAACCCUAAAGAGGGUGAGCUGAUCAGUUUAGCCAAACAAUGUGACCUGCCAGUGAGAAAGGUGGAGAGGUGGUUCCGGCGCCGGAGGAACACCGACCGACCGAGCCUGUCGAAGAAGUUCUGUGAGGCCUGCUGGAGGUUUGCGUUUUACAUCGUUUCUUUCUUCACUGGGCUGGCUGUACUGUAUGAUAAGCCUUGGCUUUGGGACCAUAGAGAGUGCUGGACAGGUUACCCACAACAGCCUCUCCAGCCCACUCUGUUCUGGUACUACAUGCUGGAGCUUUCCUUCUACUGCUCACUGGUCUUCACCUUGCCCUUUGAUGUGAAGAGGAAGGACUUCAAGGAGCAGAUAGUCCAUCAUGCUGCAACCAUCUUCCUGAUCAGUUUCUCAUAUUGUGCCAAUUACAUCCGCAUUGGGACACUGGUGAUGGUGAUUCAUGAUGCUUCUGAUUGCUUCCUAGAGCCAACUAAGAUAUUCAAUUACAUGAAGUGGAAAAAAACCUGUGACAGCCUCUUUAUGAUCUUCUCAGCUGUCUUCCUCAUCAGCCGCCUGGUCAUUUUCCCCUACACAGUGCUCUAUAACACCUACUACUACUCCAUGGAGAUAUUCCAGCCCUUCUUUGGAUACUACUUUGUGAAUGCUCUCCUGAUAACUCUACAGUUGCUUCACAUCUUCUGGUCCUGCCUCAUUAUUCAUAUGGUCUACAAGUUCAUGCUCCAGGGCACGAUGGAAAAGGACAUGAGAAGUGAAACAGAAGAGAGUGAUGUGGAUGAAGAAAGAGAAAACAUGAUGGAAAAAGAGAAAAAUGGGAUUGCACGUUUCAGCAAUGUCACGAGCAGCAAUGACAUCCAGAGGAAUGGGUCUGAGCCACUGAACAGCAGAGCCCAUCUCACCAAUGGCCACGUCAAGGAAAGAUAGCCCUCUUUGUGUCUGUCAUGAAUCCGGUCCACCAUCUUUAGAAGCAGUUUUGCUUGUUGUAUAGAUAUAAAAGAUUGCAAUUGCAGUAUCAUAACUAAAUUUGUUUUUAUUGUAAACAGAAUUGUGUACAGUUAGUGAUAUCUGAGGGGAGUUUUUGGUCUUUCUUCAACGUAAGUUUUCUGUAGGUUGUAGCCUUGAGGCAAAUAGAAGGGGAUCCAAGUGGUUUGACUUGAAUUAGACAAUAUCACAGCAGGUGUUAAACAUGUUGAUCUUGAAAAACACUCAGAACAGUGGAUGAUGAUGUUGGACAAUGUCACCUCUUAACUGCCUAAUGCUGUUUGAUAGGAAUCUAUUUGGAAUGGCCUCUGGAAGCAAAGCCCACUGCCACUAAUGACUAUGGACAGCAAGUGUGAAACUCUAAACCUUAACACAGGGACACCUCCUUCAAGAGCAGAGGUGCCCCAUACGUACUGGUAACAUUGAAACUGUGUAUAGUGGUAUAAAAGCUUUGGAAAGAUACAGAAGAAAACAUUUUCGUACAGGAAAUGCUGCUGUGUGCCAUGUGACUGGUUUUGUAAUGUAUGGAUCUCAGUCCCUUCUCUUGUCAGCACUGUUGCCUCAAAGGGGGGGAACUCCAAAGGCUGUAAUGAAGAGAGUUCCCACCCCAGUCGUGGUUGUAGGGGCUAGAAAAUCCAAGCAGUUGUGUCUCAGCUGUCAGAUAAUGAAUCCCAUCUUGGAAAGUACCAAUUUCAGGAGAAGAGAGGGGACAAGGAAAUUGAUAUUCUAGAAGACAACACCGAUCAAGUGCUCAUGAUUUUAUGUAGGAUGAUUGGCACAGUGGGAGAUAUUUGCAGUCAGCUUGUGGUAAGAAGGGAAUGGAACACCCCUGUUCUCAGAGGGAGAAGAAUCAGAGAAGAUCUGCUGAACUUCAUGGCACAACGCUUUAAUUUAGGCUUCUAAUUCUGGGGCCGCUGCCUAGAUGUGUUGGGAGUUUAAAGCAGUAGGCAGUGAAGUCAUGAUGCAAUUCUGAUUCAUUCCUUUAGACGUUUUGUAUCUUAUAUCCUGUGUAGUUUUAGACUUUUGAUUCUGUAAUACCUUAGGAGAGUUAAAUAGGUAUGGCACAGAUUUCUGUCUUAUAGAUCUAUUAAACUAUGAAACCACAUUACUAACAGAUUUGCUGUUACAAUAGCAGGGACUUAGUCUGCGCAGGCCAUGCAGACGCUUCCCUGUCUGUGCCUGGCAAGGCCCAAUGCUAACUGAUGGACACGGACCAAGGAAAUGCCCAAUUCUAGGAGGUGAUGCACAUUUAUAAAGUUAAGAGGCAAAUGACAGUCUAGUAGGAUGAGGGUUUUCAGCAGCUCACCAAGUUCACCUGAAAUAUGACUGGGGAAGCUUUGAUUUUAGCCUUUGGUCUUAGGUUUCAAUCAAAAUAUAUUGGAUAACUUCAGAGGGAAAAGUGGUUUCAGCACAGGUGAUUGAUUCCAGGGCAGUGACAUACUCAGAGCAGAGCAUCUCUUCCUGCAUCAUCAUUUCAUGCGGAUCAUUAAAUCCAUGUUUGUUGAAGAUAGCUUCUCUCUGGAUGUUGGGGUAAUUUAGAGUUCAGAGUACAAUUUCUGUAUACGGUCAUGUUUCUGUAAUCCACAUGUGCAAUCUUGCCACUCCUCUGCAGGCGAUGAGCUCAGGAGGAACGGUUAUGUAUCAUUUUGUACUACUGAAUGUAACAGUUCUUUGUAAAUUACUUUUGAACGGUU
Messenger RNA from Lagopus muta (rock ptarmigan), 3730 nucleotides. It is a transcript of the gene CERS4, whose product is annotated as ceramide synthase 4. Gene Ontology annotation, molecular function: DNA binding; sphingosine N-acyltransferase activity. Gene Ontology annotation, cellular component: membrane. Gene Ontology annotation, biological process: ceramide biosynthetic process. The coding region runs from base 762 to 1979 and encodes 405 amino acids. The record is from RefSeq and is a predicted model, not a curated record. Lineage: Eukaryota; Metazoa; Chordata; Aves; Galliformes; Phasianidae. The transcript is spliced from 12 exons.